Messenger RNA from Salmo salar (Atlantic salmon), 4601 nucleotides. RefSeq names its product Rab interacting lysosomal protein-like 1 (gene rilpl1). Gene Ontology annotation, molecular function: protein dimerization activity; small GTPase binding; dynein light intermediate chain binding. Gene Ontology annotation, biological process: cilium assembly. Gene Ontology annotation, cellular component: cytoplasm; ciliary basal body. Lineage: Eukaryota; Metazoa; Chordata; Actinopteri; Salmoniformes; Salmonidae. The record is from RefSeq and is a predicted model, not a curated record.
AUGGAAGAGUUUGGGUCAGCGUUGGAGAAGAAUGUGGCCGAUUUAACGGUUAUGGACGUGUAUGACAUAGCCGCGGUGGUGGGCCAGGAGUUUGAGCGGAUCAUUGAUCAGUAUGGAUGCGAAGCUCUGUCCAGGCUCAUGCCAAAAGUGGUGCGGGUGCUGGAGAUCCUGGAGGUGAUGGUCAGCAGGAACAGCAUCAGCCCGGAGACAGAGGAGUUGAGGCUGGAGCUGGACAAACUACGCCUGGACCGGAUGGACCGGCUGGAGAAAGAGAAGAAACAUAAGAAGGAGCUGGAGCUGGUAGAGGAUGUAUGGAGAGGGGAGGCCCAGGACCUGUUGUCUCAGAUCGCUCAGCUUCAGGAAGAGAACAAAACACUCCUUACUAACAUGUCCAUCAAAGACCCCAUGAGUGAAGAGGACCUGCAGAGGCACGAAGGUAUGUCGGAGCGGGAGCGUCAGGUGAUGAAGAAGCUGAAGGAGGUGGUGGACAAGCAGAGAGACGAGAUCCGAGCCAAAGACCGCGAGCUCACGCUCAAGAACGAGGACGUUGAGGCACUCCAGCAGCAGCAGUCUCGUCUGAUGAAGAUCAACCAUGACCUGCGCCACAAGAUCUCCGUGGUGGAAGCUCAGGGGAAAGCCCUCAUCGAGCAGAAGGUGGAACUGGAGGCGGGAGCUCAGGCUCGGGUACAGGAAAUGGGAGCACUUCGGCAGGAAGUGACACGUUUAAGGGAGCGCCUGCAAGGAGACACGCCUCAGGGUCUAGAGGAGCCUCCUCCCCAGCCCCCCUCCCCCGCACAGCCUGGUAGCCCCUGCUCCUCAGAGGUGGGGGCUCAGGGUGUGGGCUGGCCAGAACCAGACAGACACUACCACCCUGAGCUGAUGUUGGGGGGGUACGAUCCGGCCCAGCGCCUCCCGUCCCUGGAUGACGAUGAUGAGGAUGUAGAGGAAGAGGCAGUGUUGCUAUGGGAGGCGAUGUGUGAUGAGGACACACCUGCUCUGUUCCAACACUUUACCAAGGAGGCGCUAUGUGAUGAGGAGGGGGGAGGCCUGGACCAGAAGGAUCCCAACAGGCCUCGGUUCACACUGCAGGAGCUGAGAGACGUUCUGCACGAGAGAAACGAGCUCAAGGCCAAAGUGUUCAUGCUGCAGGAGGAGAUCGCCUACUACAAAAGUGAAGAGGCAGAGGAUGAGACCGGCCCCCCUACUCCUUCCCCUUCUCCCGAACAACUGAGGGCACGGCCCCGACCCAACGCACAGCCCGAGUCAGGAAUCAAACGCCUGUUUAGCUUCUUCUCUCGCGACAAGAGGCGGAACUCCCAGCGGAAUGCACAGUUUGAAGACAGCUUCAGCUCGUGGGCGGGAAAGGAUGAGGUGUACACCGAACAGGCCCAGGAGGCUUUGCAGCACAUAUAGGGCACGUUCCUCUGACCAGGCGUUGUUGACGCCUGCCAGAUCUUACAACGCAUGGAUAGGUAUUUUAAGUAUCAGCUAAUCACAUCACAUGUUAUAGCAAUCUGUCAGGCGAUGAAAUAGUCAAUGACAUGGCAUGCAACCAUUAGUUGAUGUGUGCAACGUCUUAGCAGGAGAACGUGACCGUAGUGGUUGGACAGCGCUUUAUGAUGAGGUCACUCAGAACCAUCUCACUGUAAUGCCACCAUGUGAGCUGCAGCAGCACUUAAGGGACAGUUUGGAAUUUACUGGGGUGGGGAGUUGGUCCAAAGUAGGGGAGGCUUGUCAAACGUAUUUUUUUGCAUUGGGGAGGGUUGUGUGAUUAUUUUAUUGGGAACAGGGGAUGGUAGUGUAUUUCUUCCCUGGUUUACAUUCCCCAUUUUGCAGGUUUUACUAUAUAAUGUAUUCCAUAUAGUCACAUUUCCUCAUCUGCUUGCGUGCACCUCCCCUAUCAAGGUGUUUUGGUACUUCCCUUAUGUACUACACUUUUCUGCAUGAUUACUAUACAGUCAACUCUUCCUGCCCUCUAUACAUAGUGACAAUAGUGGUAGGUGGAUCUGCAAUAAGUUAACUAGCAAUCAUACCACAUAGAAAAUCAUUCAAAUCUGCACCUAUUUUCAAUAUAAAUCCACAAGAACAUAAACGAAUAGCUGAUAGGCAGUAGAGAGCCUAAGGUGCAUCAUUGCGCAGGAAAGAACAGUCAAGACAUGAUACAUGCGGCUCAAAAAGCUCUCCUAUUCAUCUUGUUUAGGCCAAACACAUUUUAUCUACUAUAACUGAUACCCCUCUUCACAGUUCUAAAAAUAGUAAAACAUUUAAUAAAAUAGUGAUUCAUUUAGUUAAUAUGAAUCGAUUAUUUUAAUGGAUUGUUUUUUACUAACUGAACGAUGAACGAUGAAAGGUUGCAAGUUCGAAUCCCCAAGCUGACAAGGUAAAAAUCUGUCGUUCUGCCCCAGAACGGGCAGUUGACCCACUGUUCCUAGGCUGCCAUUGAAAAUAAGAAUUUGUUCUUAACUGACUUGCCUAGUUAAAUAAAUGUAAAAAAUAAAAUAAAAAUGUGCUUCGCCAGGUCGCAGUUGUAAAUCAUAACUUGUUCUCAACUGGCCUACCUGAUUAAAUAAAGGUGAAAUAAAAAUUGUACAGUGGUAGUUGGGGUUAAAUUGUGGUGAAUCGAAUCAUGGGAAUCAAAAUAAUCAUUUGAGAAUCGCAAAUAGUAAAAGGAAACAAUUUAGCUGUAGCCUUCCUUUCGAAUUGUGUCGAUGCAAAACUCUUUGUUGAUACUUUAAGUUGAUUUGGACAUUCAAUUUAUGGGACGUUGCAACUCAAUAGAUGCUAGUAGUCAGCCUGAAUUACACACUUCUAAUGGGAAGACUAUAAAAUCCGCGGUGCAUGCUGAAACCGUCAUAUACAACGUUUCCCCCCCAAAACCUUCCAAUUAAAUGUUGACUGCAAAGUAGGCCUACCUGGCAGAAUGAUAUCAUGAAGAUUGGUAUCAAUCGGGUGUAUGUUUGUUUUGCAUACUCUGCCAUCACAUGUGCAGUACAGAAACCUGACAGGAACACUUCUAUCCUAACACAAAUGUACUGUGAGUAAAAUUUAGCUGGGACAUGCUUUCAAUGGUGUUCUCCAACACCUGAAACCAAUAUUUUGGAUUAGGGGGGUACCCUGACUGGGACUCAAACCCUGGUCCCUGUGACUGGCAUUCCAAAACCAUUAUACUGUCACAAUCCUCGCUAUAUGAGCCAUGAUACGAUUUGGGUUAAACCUAUUGGCACGAUGUGACCGGGUUUCACUUCCUUGGCCUGCUGUUUGCUACAUUGGUGUCAAAAUUGGGAAUACAAAGAGGCUAAAAUCUCUUGGUGAGGCCGCUAGGUCUUGUACAAAGUAUUUUUUGUAUUUAUUAAAAGGGGUACAACUUUUAUUUUAUUUUUUAUUAUGAAUAUAUUUUUAUUCGCUGUCUUGCAUCAAAUAAAUCCAUUAUUCAGUUAAUUACAUUUGUAUGGCCUUGGGGACAAUACAUGAUCCUACCAAGACUAGCCUACAACACCACAAUGCAAUGAUUAUAAGGUCUACAAAGGCACAGUACAGGACAGUCUGACUGUAUUUUUACUUCUGAUACCGAUGCGCUGUCUGUUGCCGAUCAUCAUCCUCCCAGCAGGCCAGCAUUAUGAUCGGCUAUUCCUCGAACCUAACGCUUCAAUAUAGGCUAAAUAUUUGUAAUUUAAGUUUAAAAAUAUAUUACCUUUUACAUUUGGCAUAACCACAACCAGUCAACAAUGUUUUAAUCUGAUUAGUUUACUUCAAAAGUCUCCUGUAGGCUACCUGCGCAUGUUCAUCCACUCCACUAAUUCCAGCAUCCAAACUGCAACGGACAUUCGAUCUGUUACAAAACACCAAAACGUUUCAUGACAUUCGGAGAUUGUCAAGCCAAGCGAUCGACACUGAGUAGGAAGGGAUGUAUUUUCAGUUUGUCGAGAUUUACAUACUCUAUUUGAUUUUGGUGUUGAAAACGCAAACCAUGAUGAAACGCUCAAAGUCGGCAAUCGGUAUGCAGUUAUUUGUUGCUUAUUGGUUGUGUCUGGUGAAUUGGCAAAGAAACGUGUUAGUCUAACAUUUGUUGCAUAUAUUUGAUAUAAUUAGAAAUAUGGCAUCAAAAUGUUGAAAAUCUGAUUUCCCCCUAGCUGAUCAUUGUCUGCAGCCGGCUCUGAUCGCAGUGUAAUGAGUCAGGCAAGAAGAGUGAGCUUGUGAACCCUCAGCCUUCUGGCCCGUAGCCCUGCGUGGCAUCGACUGUGCCACAAAACAUGCUGAAGUGGUCAAGUCGAUAUCCAUGUUUAUAAACACAAGGUUGCUACAGCUAUUGUUAUUUAUUGUGGUAAUCAUUCUUUUUGAGUACAUUUUCGGGGGGGGCACAUUUUGAACUGUCCCUAAAAGCAUCGUAAUGGUCAGCUUACUUCACAGUACAGCACAUCAGCUCCAAGUCACAGAGUAAUUCAAUCAUUCACCCAGCAUCUAGAAUAGUGUAUCCUAACCUACUUUGUCAGUGAACUCCUUGCCUUGCCUUGGCGCUGUGGUUAGUGUGCAGUAGCGCUGCAUGGGUAAAAUCACUGCAGAAGCCAAGACAGAUUAUUCCCCCCCCCCCCCCCAUAUUACAA